AUGGACUCUCAGCCAUCUCCGAGCCGGAAAUCUUUCAAGCAGGCCUGCGACAACUGUCGUCGCCGCAAGAUCAAAUGUUCACGAGAGUUACCUUGCGACAAAUGCCAGCGUCUGCUUCUCUCCUGUUCCUACAGUGAUGUGCUGCGCCGAAAAGGUCCCAAAUUCCGCACGCUCUAUCCUCUGGCGCCUAUCCAUCCCCUAGUGUCGCGCCGCCGAGAUGACCUCCGCUGUAUUCCGCAAAAGCAUCCACUCGAUACGGAGUGGCCCUCUGAGUCUGGGGUAUAUGCAGUACCGGGGCCGGGGUCACCGACUUCGCCGCAGUUCACGGUAUCCGACGCCCAAUGUAUUCCGGCGGAGCUGUCGGACUCGAGCAUGGGGCUGCCACCCCCAGAAUUAGUCUCCUCCCCCGACUCGACAAACUCGCUGUCAGACUCCCUGAUAGCUGCCAUGUUCUCGUCGGCGCGUCGUCUGUCGGCACCGAUCCUGCUGGCCCACGUCAACGUGUUCUUGAAGUAUCUAUUUCCAAUCAUGCCGGUUGUGCGGCGGGAACGGCUGCAGCAGGAUUGCCACCAGCCCGAGCAGUUGUCUUCCCAACGAUAUGCAUUUCUAGCCUCGCUCUGUGCAGUAACUCACAUUCAACUUAAACUUGACGGUGCCAUGUCAGCGUCCAAUCCUCCGCAUCUACAGGCCAAUGUCGACAGUCAUUCGAUCAUGUCCGGGGAGGAAUUACUCGCCGAAGCCGUGCGCGCGCGGAAAGACUGCGACUUGGUUGAGGAAAUGAGCAUCGAGGGCCUGCUUACGUCCUUCUUUCUCUUUGCGGCAUACGGCAAUCUGGACAAACAGGACCACGCCUGGUUCUACCUCUGCCAGGCGACCUCUAUGGUUUUCACGCUAGGUCUCCAUCGCGAAUCCACGUACUCCGAGAUGAGCACAGAAGAUGCCGCAGAAAAACGACGCAUCUUUUGGCUGCUCUUCGUGACGGAACGCGGCUAUGCCUUGCAACAAGCAAAGCCCGUCAUGUUGCGCAAUUCCAUCCACAAACCCCAAGUUCUCUCUUCCAACGACCCCAUCCUCGCCUACGGCUUCAUCAACCUCAUCAGCAUCUUCGAAAAACUCACCGUGAACCUAUACGACUGGGUUUCCGCCGGGGGCGGCGACGGCAUCUUCGAAAUGCCCCCGACCUCCUCCAUCCAAUCCAGCCUGUGCAAAUCCGUCUCUCUCGAUGGCGUCUCGGAGAUCCAGAAAGUCGAUAUUCUCAUCACGCAGCAAUGGCUGCAAGCCAUGAUGUGGAAACUAUCUAUGACACGCGCUACGCAGCCCGGCUCUCGCGACGAAACGGUCCUCCCAUUUCAUCUACCCGUGCUAGUCGGGAAGGCUGUGAUGGGCGUCAUCAGCGCCGCAUCGCAAGGCGCCGUGGAUGCGCACGGCAUUGGAAUGGAACAAAAACUCUUCGACCUCGGCACCUCCGUCGCGGACGUCUCCCGCUCCCUCAACACCAAAGCCGCACAACGCCUGGCCGAAUCCGCCGUCGACCCGCGCGAUCUCCUCUGGGGCAUUCUCAACACUCUCGCGCGCAUCCGGGGCUCCGAAUCCUACCUCUUCCCUACCCUCCUGCAGCGAUGCAAGGGUAUCCUGGGCUUCGAGUUUCCACUUUCUUCCGCUAUCAGUAGCAAUAAUCUCAACGUCAACGUCAAUCUCAAUCUCAAUCUCCUCCCUCCCGCAAUCACAGACACCGCUGGACCCACCACGGUCGUUACUGCCCCUCCUCCUCCUCCGGCAUCCACCACAACCAACUCUUCCUCCUCUCUCCCUUCUUCUUCUUCUUCUUCCUCCUCAUCCUCCACCACCUCUACAUCCUCAACCGAAGACCCCCCCCCAGUCCGGUGGCCAACCACCGACACAGGCUGGGACGUCCCCUUAGCGGACGACCUCCGCGAGCCACGCAUCAUCUCCGAAGACGAAGCAGAAGAAGACUCGGUAGAGGAGGGGCAACGCUCGGCAAUUCCAGUGGACCCGUCGGUGUCUCAGAUAAUGUCGUCAUCGUCGAUCCCUGCAGAGAUGACAUUUCGACGAGCGAGUUUAUUCACUUAG
Aspergillus affinis is the source of this 2091-nucleotide messenger RNA. RefSeq names its product putative C6 transcription factor (AmyR). Gene Ontology annotation, molecular function: DNA binding; zinc ion binding; DNA-binding transcription factor activity, RNA polymerase II-specific. The record is from RefSeq and is a predicted model, not a curated record. Lineage: Eukaryota; Fungi; Ascomycota; Eurotiomycetes; Eurotiales; Aspergillaceae. Bases 1 to 2091 code for a protein of 696 amino acids. The transcript is spliced from 3 exons. Gene Ontology annotation, biological process: DNA-templated transcription; regulation of DNA-templated transcription.